AUGAAGGAAUACCGGGCCGAGCUAAAGAAACUUGCGAUCCGAGUAAUGGAAAUAAUGGAUGAGAACUUGGGCCUCCCGAAAGGUUACAUCAACCGGGCCUUCAACGGCGUUGGGCCCGAAAAUGAAAUCCGGGCCUUCUUCGGUACCAAGGUGAGCCACUACCCUCCUUGCCGGGCCCCCGAAAAAGUCAACGGGCUUCGGGCCCACACGGAUGCCGGCGGCGUGAUCCUACUCUUUCAAGACGACGAGGUAAGUGGUCUCGAGAUCUUGAAAGACGGGUCGUGGGUCGAAGUCCAGCCCGUUAAGAACGCGAUCGUUAUAAACACGGGCGAUCAAGUCGAGGUGUUGAGUAACGGGAGGUAUAAGAGCGUUUGGCACCGGGUUUUGGCUAAACGGGACGGGACAAGAAGGUCGAUUGCGUCUUUUUACAACCCGUCGUUUAAGGCCCCGAUCGAGCCGGCUAAGGGGAUUAUUAAGGAUAAGGAGGAUGAUUGUAUGAUUAGGUAUCCUAAGUUUGUUUUUGGUGAUUAUAUGUCUGUUUAUGUUGAGCAGAAGUUUCUUCCAAAGGAGCCUAGGUUUGAAGCAGUGAAAGGAAUGAAUGUAAUAAGCAUUAAGGGAGAAAAAUAG
This is a messenger RNA of Striga hermonthica, 627 nucleotides long. Lineage: Eukaryota; Viridiplantae; Streptophyta; Magnoliopsida; Lamiales; Orobanchaceae. The record is from the annotation of a GenBank genome assembly.